Messenger RNA from Clunio marinus, 818 nucleotides. The record is from the annotation of a GenBank genome assembly. Lineage: Eukaryota; Metazoa; Arthropoda; Insecta; Diptera; Chironomidae.
GACUCUGUUUUGUGUUUACAUCGAAGAUCGAAAUUGAAAAACUUCUCAGACUUGUUUAAAAAAUAAGAAAUUUAGAGGAAUAGAAGAAAUUUAAGAUAAUUUUCAGAUUUAGUCAAAAGUCUUUCUGGUUGUUUUCGAUUUAAUACAUUUGAAGAGUUCAUAAUUACAAAAAAAAAUCACGAAACUUUCUUUUUCUCGUCAACUUAUUCCAUUUAUUAAGAUUCAAAACUAAAAAAGAUGUCUGAAGACAAUGAUAAAACUUCAUACGAUUCCGAUUCAUCAAAACCAGAUAAAAUGUUCACUUUAAAGAAAUGGAAUAGCGUUGCGAUGUGGAGUUGGGAUGUUGAAUGCGAAAUUUGUGCAAUUUGUCGUGUUCAAGUAAUGGAUGCCUGUCUGAGAUGUCAAGCGGAAUCUAAGAAAGACAUUCAAAGUAAAGACGGUGCUUGUGUUGUCGUUUGGGGUGAAUGCAAUCAUAGCUUCCAUCAUUGCUGUAUGAGUUUAUGGGUGAAACAGAACAAUCGUUGUCCUUUAUGUCAACAAGAAUGGUCCAUUCAACGACUCUCAAGUUAAUUCUGACAUCUCAUCAGAUUGUAUUAUGAAAAUUAUAUUUUAGGCUCAUAGUGUAAAAUUUAAAUCAUUGAUAUUAAAUUACAUCUAUUCAAAAAAUGUUCAAUAAAAUAAUUUCAUAAGCUAUAAUCAAUUUCUUUUCGGCUUAUUUGUACUGAAUACAAAUUUGGUGACUGUGAAAUAUUUUGUCAAAUAAAAUAAAAUUGAUUUUAACUUCAUAAGAUGAUCAAGAAAAUGAAGAAGGAAAAUUU